Molecule: messenger RNA, 1083 nt
Organism: Vigna unguiculata (cowpea)
Lineage: Eukaryota; Viridiplantae; Streptophyta; Magnoliopsida; Fabales; Fabaceae
Product: DBH-like monooxygenase
Source: RefSeq, a predicted model, not a curated record
UUUGGGAAUGUAAUGGUAAACACUGGAGAAUUCCAGAAAAAUCUAGACCCCACUCCAUAAAUACUACUCCCUCCAAUCUUCGCCAACAACUACUCAACAUACCCAAAUUCUCCACCACCUCACGCGAUCAUCUUCGUCGCUCAUUCCACUCGUUGGUUCGAUUCGAUUCCUUAGUUUCACAUCUCCAUGGAGCUACACAGAUUGUUGAAAAGGAAAGGAUGCGUCGAUGAAGUUAACGACGAUUUCCCUCUCUCUUCUCCCGCCACCAAGAUUCGCCGUCUCGAUGCCGAGUUGCCGCCAAUUGUGGAAGAAGAGGAACCAAUACCGUCGCCGUCGCCGUCACCUUCACCGUGUCCGUCACCGUCUUCUAACGAUGAGAGAGCUCUCGUGCUUUUCAAACCUCUUGCUCAUUCCCCUUCCUCUUUCUCAUUCACCGUCGAUUCUGACCUUAUCAAUGAAAUUACAAACAAUCAAUUUCUCUUGUCCAAACAGAGUGAUGGUGUUGUGACAGGGUUACAAUCACGUGAGAAGAGUAAUGAUGAAUUGGCUCUCGUGCCUUGGGUACCUUCUUCUUCUUACCAGUUCUCCGAUGUUCAUGAUAUUGACGACGACUCAAAUAUUGAGUUGAUGGAAGCUGAUGAAACGGAAGAAGGUGGGGGUUCUAUGAUGAUGGAUAUUGAACAAGAAGGUGACACUGAUAGUGACCCUAAAACUUACACAUCAAGCAUUCACUACCCAACAGCGCACUCUGGAAUAACAGAGGGAUUCCAGCAACACUGCUUGUUGCCUCAGCUUCCUCACAACACCUCAACUCCCAUCUCUUGGACCCGCUGAGAUUUGUUUGUUACAUCUACCACUUACUAUCUUCUUUUAUGUUUAAGCAAGUUUUUCCCGUAUUUAGGAUAAGGGUUAGUAGACUAGACUGAACCCCUUAGUUACAGUUUUCGUUAGUUAUAGUUUUCUUUUGCGCUAUGGGAAUCUCUCGCUUCUUGUGCAAGUGGCCAUGCAAGUGUCACUAAGAAAAGAAAAUGAAUGUGUAUAUAUUUUUUUGUCGCCAUCUAUGUAUUGAUUUUCAUUUUAAUU